Messenger RNA from Botrytis deweyae, 1645 nucleotides. RefSeq lists its product as uncharacterized. Gene Ontology annotation, biological process: proteolysis. Bases 645 to 1460 code for a protein of 271 amino acids. The transcript has 4 exons. The record is from RefSeq and is a predicted model, not a curated record. Gene Ontology annotation, molecular function: serine-type endopeptidase activity. NCBI's taxonomy places the organism in Eukaryota, Fungi, Ascomycota, Leotiomycetes, Helotiales, Sclerotiniaceae.
GUGGUGGGAUAUUGAGAGGAGAGGGGAGAUCGAGAGAGGAUAGAAGGUAAAGGAGAGAUUUGGGAAAUGCAUGUGAUAGUGUGUCUAUGGACGAAAUUGGGUUGGAACGUUAAUUGAGAUAAUGGUAACGGGAUUUAUUUUCUGGCUGAUUGGAUGGGAGGUAGAUCGAGUUGGAUUUGUUUGGGUUCUGGACUGUAGUCUAUAGAAGAGAGGGGCAGAUAUGUAAGUACAUCUAAGAAUAGCAAACCAGUGAUUUUAUUCCCUUCCUAUAGAUAACCUUAUGGCUACAUCGGGAGUUGAGCAUGGAGAUCUGUUAUAUCCCGCCGCCUUCUUCUUUGGGGUGAUAUGAUGUGGUACUGACUUGAACCACGAUAUCAAUCUCCUCCUCGCCGAGCCACCACCCCAUGAAUUAAGAAGGAGAUAAGCUGUCUUCUUCAACUGACACCAUGAAGCUAUUGAGGGCCCCAAAAAAGGAAAGUGAUAAUUCUCAAAUCCAAAGAUUUGAGGAUCCACAAAUCGAGCUCCUCAUGAAUAUAAAUCUGAAGCCAUCACCACUUUCUCAGUCUCAUCAGCACUUCCAAUCCACUCCUCCAUCUCCAGUAUCCUCCUAACACUGUACGACUCUGUACCACCGCACCUUCGCAAUGGCACCAAUUCUCAACUUCGCGCUCGCUCUUGCGAUGCCCAUCCUUUCAUUGGCUGCUGCCCUUCCAACCGGAGCUGAGCUUGAAAACCGUGCUACUACUCUCGGAGGAACUCCUGAUAUUGUCGGAGGAACCACCGCUGCUCUUGGUGAAUUCCCCUACAUUGUCAGCUUGUCCUACAGUGGCUCUCACUUCUGUGGUGGUGUCUUGCUCAACGCCUACACCGUUCUCACUGCAGCCCAUUGCUCUGUCAGCUACUCGGCUUCCUCAGUUAAAGUUCGUGCGGGAACUUUGACCUGGGCAUCCGGCGGAACCCAAGUUGGUGUUAGCAAGGUUGUAGUCCACCCAUCCUACAGUUCCUCCACCACCAACAACGACAUUGCGCUCUGGCAUUUGUCGACUGCUCUCCCAGCCAGCUCCACCAUCGGCUACGCCAAGUUGCCCGCUCAAGGCUCCGAUCCCGUUGUUGGUUCUACCACCACCGUUGCAGGAUGGGGUCUUUUGACUGAGAACGGAUCUACAUUGCCAUCAACUUUGAGAAAGGUCUCGGUUCCAGUUAUCUCCCGUGCUUCUUGCCAAGCUGAGUAUGGUACAUCUUCCGUUACCACCAACAUGUGGUGUGCAGGAUAUGCUGCAGGUGGCAAGGAUUCCUGCUCUGGCGACUCUGGUGGACCAAUCAUCGAUGCUGCCACUGGUGUUUUGGAGGGUACUGUCUCCUGGGGUCAAGGUUGUGCUGAGGCUGGUUACGCUGGUGUCUACGCCAGAGUUGGUAACUAUGUUACUUACAUCAACUCCAACCUCUGGACCAGUUUGUAAAUAUGGAGAAGAUGAUAUAGUGGAAUGUUGAGAGGAGGAAUAUGGGCGGGCAAAAGUUGGUAGCAUGGAAGGUAGGAUAGAGAUGGGUGGUGGAGCAGCUAUAGUAUGAUGAGUUAGGCUUAGUCUAGGGAAUUUUAUUUUGCUGUCCCAAUUUUACAUACUUUCAGUGAGAAUCGGCCACCUUG